GCGGUAUGCACCUUAAAGUUGCUUGUGAUCCGCCAUAAUAGAAAAGAAGAAGAAGAAGAAGAAGUCGGAUGAGGAAGUAGCCAUUGGGUUGCUACAAGCACUCCUCAGGGCAGCGUUAAAGCAAAGAAAAAAUUUCCAGAGGCAGUGAGGAUCCUGUGAGCUGGAGCAACAGCAGCAAUGAAGCUUCGCCUUCACUUCGUAGUGGAUCCGAUGGGCUGGCUCUGCAUCAGCGUGGUGUUUGGGAUCUGGCUCUACAACACGUUCUUCGUUCCCAAACUGGUGCUGCUCCCACACUAUGAUGAAGGGCACAUCCCCUGGGCCUUAGUUGUUUGUUAUUACCUAGCAUCGGCGCUCUGUGUGAUGGCCCUGUUCAGAGCUUCCACUGCAGAUCCGGGCCGUCUUCCUGUGGAUCCACAUAUACCUCACUCUGAAAGAGAACAGUGGGAGUUGUGCAAUAAGUGCAACUUAAUGAGACCGAAAAGGUCGCACCACUGCAGCCGCUGUGGCCACUGUGUGCGCAGGAUGGACCACCACUGCCCCUGGAUCAAUAACUGCGUGGGAGAAGACAACCACUGGCUCUUCCUGCAGCUGUGUUUUUACACUCAGGUCCUCAGCUUAUUCACACUGGUGCUGGACUUUUGCCAGUACUAUUAUUUCCAGCCCCUGACAAGACUAGACCAGGAAAAGUUUACGACACGUCAUGAACUGGCUCUGCUGCGAGUUUCAGCGCUCAUGGGCGUGGUCAUGUUCGGUGGCAUGUCAAGCUUGUUUUACGCGCAGAUGGCUGGCGUCCUCUCAGAUAUGACCACUAUUGAGAAAAUGUCUGAGUUCUCCAGUCAAACAUAUGGAACAAAAAGAAAGUGGCAGUGGGCGCUCGCUGAGGUUUGUGGCACUCGCUGGAAACUUCUGUGGCUCCUCCCACUGCGCAGCAGACAGCCUCUCCACGCCGGCCACCACUACCGCAGCCACGUGUAGCUCUGCGGCUCUACAAUCCCUUUCCUGCUUGCUCUUUCGGUAGAAGUUGCUACAGUUAAACACUCCACAUACUCCUAAGACAAAUCUGUCUGCACACCUUCACCGCCCUCUUGCUGCGCUACGCGAGCAGGGCAGCAGAUACUUAUGUUGUUUCGUUUUGGUUUUUGCUUGGUUUCAUUCAGUUUCUCUCCAGGAACAGGGUCACAAACACUGUUUUGGAAUUGUGGAAAAAAGUUUUGAUCACUGUGACUGCUAUUUUUAGCAUCUGGAAACCACCUUUAAUGAUUAUUUACAUGAUGGGGAUGGAAACAGUGGGACAUCUCUCAGGUUACGUCAUAAAGAGCCUUCACUAGUAAUUAGCUACAGACAGAAUAACUACAAAUCUGUUAGAAGUGUUUGAUUUUUGUAUAAAGUUUGUGCCUUGUUUUUGUUUUUGGUACUUUUUAUUUACCAAAUUUUAGAAAAGGGUCUGAAGUAUGACUACCUUCUAAUGAUUCAUGAAUGUUUUUCUUUGAUUGUUUUACUAUGGUUUUAACUACAAUGUGUGUAUUUUUAGGAGCAUAAUGCCACUGAACAAAGUUGAUACCUUUCAACCUAGAGAUGUCAUAUGACUGCUGAGAGCACUAACGCAAAAUCAAGCUAAUAUAAUCACUCCUCAAUAGUGACUUUCGUAGUUAAUCCUGCUUUUAAAUAUGAGUUUAAUAUUCACUGAUCAGUAGUUGAUGUUUGCUGUAUAUUAUUUGUCAAAUUAUACUGUUAGAGAUACCUUGAGUCAUAAAGAGUUCAAGAUACAAUCAUAAGAUAAAAAAAAUAUCUAUCUCUUAUACAGUCAUGGGAAAACUAAGUACACUCAGUGCAUAAUUUAUUAGCUUGUAGAACCACCUUUAGCAGCAAUAACCUGACUUUAUCAGUCACUCAGCAACAGCCAACAGGAUUUUAGCUCUUAUUUAUGGCUCAUCUACUAUACCAUAUCAAUUAGGUUGAGGUCAAUAACCAUAGCAACACAUUGAAUCUAAUUACCUAAUUGGCUAAUUUUUCUAUCUGUCUGACUUUUACUGUUGGAUAGAUUAGACUUUGAUAUACAGAGGAGUUCAGAGUUCUAUGGCUACCAGACAAGCCCAAAUCAUUGCUCUGAUUGUCAUGAUAUUGGGGUAUUUGUCCACAGAGCACCGUAUUUAUCAAUACAGCGCUGUGUGUUGUGGUCAAAUAUCUCUGCUUUAAUCUCAAUUAUGUCUUGUGGUUUGUACCAUUUUUACCAUUCCUGGAAUUAACUUUUAACAUUUCACAUACAAACUGAUGGUUGGAGAAUCUGCAGCUGAACACUUGUUUUGUUUUUGUCAAUUUCUUUAAGAGUGAACAGUCUGAAAUUGAAAGUUUUCUGGGACGUCCGCUCAGGAGAAUUGUCUACUGACUUAAAAGAUUUCCACUCUGAAUAAUUUUUAUCUCUGUAGAAUGAGGAGCUUUAAAUUAUCUGCAAGUGUCUAUAAUCCUGAGGUUGACUGAUUGACACAGAUGCUUCUUUCCUCAUUAUUGCUGAUGAUUUUGGUCCGUGUCAUUGUGUUAAAGGGACAGUAUUAUGUAAAAUCAUCUUCUUUUUCUUUAGCUUUACUUCAUGUUAUAAUCAUAUUACCUAAUCAAAAACAUACCUGGAGGGUUACUUUGAUUCUUUCAUGCAUGUUUGAGAAAUCCUUGAAUCUCCCAUGGCAACCAUUCAGCUACAGUUGUAUUACAUUACAUUGUAAUGGGUGUCAGAAACAGCAGGAGCUUCUUAAAGAGACAUGGGCCCAAUUUCAAGGUUUGCAAAGUCAAAUUUAUUUUAAGUAAUUUUUGUUGCAUACAGCAUUUUUCCAUAAAAACAAAAGUUAAUAUAUUUACUUAAUUGUGCUAUAAAAUGGCACUAUGUACCUGGAAAAGACAUAAUACUGCCACUUUAACACAAAUCUGUAUGCUUCAGCAAGAAACCCACGCUUUUAUAGAGGUGGUCAGACUUGCUGAUGAUCAGUUGCGAUUACAAAACAGCACCUGACUGCUACUUUUUUUUUCUAAAAUCUAAAACAAGCAUCACACUAAUACUUAGAUUUUUCCCUUGACUGUGUUGAUAGUUAUGGAAACUUUAUUUCAUCCACCUGUGUAAGUUAAGUCAGUUUAACAAGUCAGCUUGCUGCUGAAUAGAUAGAAGAAAUAGAGUCAUUUUCACAUUCAAAGAAUAAAUAUACUGACCACAUUGGUAAUCCGUUAUUUUAAAUCAAUUUGCUGUAUUGACCGUAGCACUUGGAAUACUAAGGAUUAGUACAAAUAUCCUGUGGAUUUUGAGACAUGACAUUUGAGUCCUGUAGUUUAGGGCUAUUUUUUUUCUGAAUGUUUUUAAUUUAUAAGUGCAUAUUUGUAUCUUUGCUAGGGAAGAUCACAGAUUAGGAUUGUUGUGGAUACAUAUAUAUAUAUAUAUAUAUAUAUAUAUAUAUAUACAAAGCAGGAACUAUAAAUUUAUUUCUGGAAAUAGGCAUAUAAAAGAAAAAAAAUAUUAAAAUUAGCAGAGCAAACCAUAACAUGCUGUCUAAAAUACAAAUGAUAUCCAUUUCCAACACAAACACUUUGUUUCUAGACAUUCAUAAAAUGGCUGUUUCUAGCAAAAGUGAAGGACUGCCAGUUCAGUUUCAAUUUACAACAAAAGUAAUUUCAGUUCAAUAUGAUUAAAUUUUAUAUAAUCCAAACCCAAUCUAAAUUAUUCCAGUGAAACCCAUUUGGUUCUUUGUAGGCAGGGAUUUGUUGUUGAUUUAUUGUUAGGGUUAGGGUUACAUGCUUUCUUUUUAAAUUUUUUUAGGUGCUAUGUAGCUCGAUAAUCAACAGUCCUAUCCCUAUUAAGAAUUGUUUUCUAAUACUUAAAGUCACCUUUAAAAAAUUGCGAUAGAGAUUGUAAUAUCAGAAUUGAUGCAUUUGCCUUUGAAAAUAGGAUUUUAUGAUAGUCAGAAAACUAUUGGACUUUUCUGAGGCUAACAGAAAACAACAAGAAGUUUUGUGCUAAGAUUUCUGUUCAGUCUUAACACUUACCUAACUAUUCUGUGCUAACAGUUUGCUAACUGUUCCUUGCUUACAGCUUGCUAUUCUAUUCUCACACUAAGCUAACUGUUCUCCUUGCUAACUCUUUGCUAACCAUUCUGUGCUAACACUUGGCUAACAUUUGCAUUAUAAAACAGAGCUAACUUCCUUGCGAACAGCUAGCUGAUCUUCUUGCUAACACUGAGCUAACAGUUUUGAGCUAACAUUUGCAUUGUAUGGGAUCCUUCUGAAUAUUUAGCUUACUGUUGCGGCCUGACAGUUUAUAAAUUGUUCUUUGCUAAACUGAGCUAACUAUUUUAUGCUAACAUUUAGCCACCUGUUUAAAAACAAGAACAGUAUCUUAUUGUAAUGAGAAACUUUCUUGCUUUAGCUUGUUAAAAUGUGUUUUAUGUUUUAACAAGAUUUUCUAUCUCAAUAAAACCAAAAUAUGUUCUCGUCAUAAAUUUCCAACAACGCAGGGUGUUUGGCUUUCAUUUAGAGAAAACAGUCAACAGAUGGAGAAUGAGAGGAAAACCUUUAUGCCUUUUUAAGGAGUGACUUGUCAGCUACGUAUUUUUGUAAGUUGAUGAAAUGAGAAAAUUUACCCAUUAUAAUGAGAUAUAAAAACUCAUUCUGAGAAAACGAGUUUUGUAUCUCAUAAUGGCAGUAAACGUUUUUGCUUUAACAAGACAUUGCUAAUGAAUUCAUAUCCUAGCCCUGGUAGUUAAAUGCUCCUGUAUUUUUGUGCUAACAGCUAGCAUCAAAAUGUUGCAAAUGCAUGUUUUUUGCAGUUUAGGCAGUGGUGUUUGCUCUGCUAACACUGUAUAAUUUAUUUAUGAUUAUUUUGUUAUAUCUGUUUGAAACUGCUGGAGAAUUUACUGAUUUAAUUAGAGAAAUAUGUAAUGUCAUAGUUAUACUAGCUUUGUGUGAGCAAGUUUCUUUGAAAAACCUGUAUUUAAACAAAGCCUAUCGCGUGUGGAGAGAAUACUAUAUUAUCCAAGUAGUUUUAAGUGCCUGUCUAGGCCACCUUUUGUUUUAUUUUUUUAUUUUUUGCCAUCACUGUACACUCCACACCGACCAAAGAUCUGGGAAAAUGUUGCAAUAGUCAGCAAGCAUUUAUUAAAUGCAUGUUUCACCAAGUUUUUGAUGGUAGCGGUUCAAUAAUAUGCACUGAAUUUUAUGCUAGCACACAGUCUUUUUUAAUGUGAAGACUUAUUUUUAAAAGGAAGAUCAUUUUAAAAAAAAUAAGUCCUCACUGUAGGUAUGUGUUGAAUUUUAUCCGGUUUGAAUUUGCAUGAGUGUGGUUUCAUACGUUUGCUCAUCGGUUUUUAUAGCUCAUGUUUGGGUUCUUGGAUGUUUGAAAACUUUUAUCAUGUUUUUUAGGUGUUUAGGAAGGCAAUGCAAGAAAAAAUGUAUGUUUGAUUUUUUUUUUUUAUUAUUAUUAUUUUGAAAAGUUUUCUUUUUCUUAUUUGGUUUCAGAUUUUUGAAGCAAUAAGCAUUGUUUGUUCAUAAUUUUUCUUUGACCGUUUAAAAAAAAAUUAUUUUUAUGUAUUAUUACGUUUACAUUCUGGCGGAUGAAUUUGGACCUAUGUAUGAACUUUAAUGAUGGCUGCCAAGCUUAACAUUACAAGUCACCGCCUUGCACUGCAUCACUCUCGAUUGUAGACGUGAAUAUUUCCAUGAGGCAGCUGUUACUUGGCAUCUCGCAGGAGAUUGGAGUUUGGACCUUUUUGAAUUUUUUUUCACUUUGUUCUUUUUAGGUUUCUUGAUAUUUCAUGUUCAAACCUUGUUUUGUUUUAAGUCAGAC
Molecule: messenger RNA, 5818 nt
Organism: Gambusia affinis (western mosquitofish)
Lineage: Eukaryota; Metazoa; Chordata; Actinopteri; Cyprinodontiformes; Poeciliidae
Gene: zdhhc21
Product: zinc finger DHHC-type palmitoyltransferase 21
Exons: 8
Coding region: 178-975 (265 amino acids)
Biological process (GO): protein targeting to membrane; peptidyl-L-cysteine S-palmitoylation
Cellular component (GO): Golgi apparatus; endoplasmic reticulum
Molecular function (GO): protein-cysteine S-palmitoyltransferase activity
Source: RefSeq, a predicted model, not a curated record